AUGGCGUCGUCGCUGCUCGGCCGGCUGAAGGCCAUCGAGGUCGACCGGGACUUGCUGGUCUUCAAGAUCCUCUAUACCUUUGUCGCCGCCACCUUCGCCUCACUCGGGCCCUUCCUGUCGGUGAUCUUCGCCGGGCGCGGGCUCACCCCCUCGGAGAUCGGGAUCAUCCUCUGCGCGCGGCCGUUCGUCUUCUUCGCCGGGGCCCCGCUCUUUUCCAUCAUCGCCGAUCGGGCCCGGCGGACUCGGUGGCUGCUGCUGACGGUCUUCGUCCUGAGCGCGGUCAUCCGCACGCUGAUCGCCUUCAUCCCGGCCGAGCGCUUCGCCCUGCUGGCCUUCGUGGUGCUGACGUGCGAGUUCUUCGGCAGCCCGGUGUACUUCCUCAUCGACACCGUGGUGCUCAAGGUCCUGGGAAAGAACUCCGAUCGCUAUGGCCAGCAGCGCCUGUUCGGCAGCAUCGGGUGGGGCCUCGCCUCGCCGCUUGUCGGCUUUGUUGUCGAAGUGUCCGACAGCGAAAACUGGUACUACUACUUCCAGACCAUCUUCCUGGUGUUCACCGUCCUCACGAUCACCUUCGGCAAGUGGCCCAAGGAGGGCGCCGACGCGGCAAACCCCAACGCCGAUGCCGAGGCCGCCGAGGCCCCUCUCGGCGAUGCCGCGCCCGAUCGCGAGGCCCCGGACGCCUCGUCCUUCCUGGACCUGGUCCGGCUGCUGAAGAACCCCAUGACGCUGAUGUUCUUCGUGAGCGCCUUCAACAAUGGCCUGCUCAUGUCCCUGGUGUCGGUGUACCUCUUCGUCUUCCUGCGGUCGCUCAACGGCACGCCCACCCUCAUGGGGCUGACGCUGACAUUCACCUGCAUCGCCGAGGUGCCGCUCUUCUUCUUUGCCGAUCGCUUCCUCCGGCGCUUCGGCCCCGGGUGGCUCAUCGUCUCCGGGUAUGUGUCCUUCGCCCUGCGCUUCACGUACUACGCCCUGCUGGGCAACCCCUGGGCCGUCCUGCCGGCCGAGCUCCUGCACGGCGUCACGUACGGCAUCGACUGGGCCGCCAAGACCGAGUAUGUCCGCCGGAUUUCGCCCCUCUCCCGCCUGGCCACCGUCCAGGGCAUCCUCGGCGCCAUCUACUGGGGCAUCGGCCAGGGCUGCGGUGUCCUGCUGUGGGGGUUCAUCUACGACGCCCUCGGCCCGCGCAAGCUCUUCGUCAUCGGUAUCUCGAGUGUUCCCACGCCCGGCGAACCAUUGGCACCUGGCAUGGGACGGAAUCGCGUCUGGUUGAUCGGCCGCCGGGCCGGAGUUCACCCUCCCCGCAUUGCCCCCGCCGUCAUGUCUGGUUUGACUGCUUUGACGGACUUCUGUGACCAGCAUCUGGACCUGCUGGCCCAGGAGCAGGAGGAAGCUGCCGCCGCCACUUCCGAGGCCAUGGCCACCCUCUCCAAGCGCGAGCUCAUCCUCAGCGGACUCAUUUUCGCCGGGCUCGAGAUGGCCUCCUCCCGCAUCGGCCUCAAUGGACGCUUCUUCCUCACCUUCGAGCCGCCGCGCAACGGCCUCUUCACCUCGCAGUCGCACUUCCGCCCCGGUGACCUGGUCCACAUCAGCCCGGACACCGCCGAUGCCGAGACCAAGGUCCCUGCUGUGGUCAUUUCGCUCGACGCCAAGUCCCUGGUGGUCUCCACCGAGUCGGACCUGCCUCUGGAGAUUGUGGACGCCACGUUUCUGCGGGUUUCCUAUGUUGCCAACUCCGUUCCGUACCAGCGCAUGAAGGGCGCGCUGGAGCGACUCAAGACCCGCGGCAUCAAUGCCCCCUUCGCGCAGGUGGUCUUCGACGACCAGACCCCGCGGUUCUUCGCCCUCAACGAGCAGGUCGACAUGCUGAACCCGAAGCUGGACGCCAGCCAGCAGGCCGCCGUUCGCCAUGCCCUGGCCGCCGAGUCGGUGGCCCUCAUCCACGGCCCUCCCGGCACCGGGAAGACCACGGUCGUGGUGGAGAUCAUCCGCCAGCUGGUCCUGCGAGGCGAGCGCGAGCGCCAGAACAACCCCCAUGCCCGGCCCUUCCGGGUGCUGGUGUGCGGCCCGUCCAACAUCUCGGUGGACAACAUCGCCGAGCGCCUGCUCCCAUGCCCGGAGGUGCGCAUGGUCCGCAUCGGGCACUCCUCGCGUGUCAUGCCGAAGGUCCAGCAGGUGACCCUCGAGACGAUGCUCUAUGAGUCUGACCAAGGCGAGGUCCUGCGGGACUUGCGCCGCGAAAUCCAAACCAACGUCCUGUCACUCACCGGCUCGAAAUCCACCUACGGCCACCGAGCCCGGGCGUAUGCCGAGCUGCGCGUCCUGCGCAGGGACCUGGCCAGGCGCGAGGCCAAGCUCCUGGACCACACCCUGCUGCAGGUGCCGAACGUCGUGCUGUCCACCCUGAGCGGCGCCGACUCGCGGCACGUUCGGUCCUUCGGGGGCCCUCGCGAUGCGGCCUCCAGCCCGGGCGGGCCGCCCUUCGACUAUGUCAUCAUCGACGAGGUGUCCCAGUCGAUGGAGGCCGAGUGCUGGCUGGCCGCGCUGCGCGGGCGCCGGCUGAUCCUCUGCGGCGAUCCGCACCAGCUCCCGCCGACGGUGACCCUGUCCAACCCGCGAGGGAAUGCCAUCCUGUCGCACACGCUCUUCGAGCGCCUGGCCCGGCGCUGGUCGACCUCCUUCGUGCCGAGCAGCCCGCCCGCCGGGGUGCCGGUCCCGGGGCCGCACCCGGAUGCCCGGCCCGCCAAUGACCCGGUCACCAUGCUGACCGUGCAGUACCGCAUGAAUCGGCACAUUGCCGAGUGGUCCAAUCGCCGGCUGUACCAGGGCCGCAUUGAGUCGGCCCCGGCCGUGGCCGGCCACCUGCUGGCGGACGUGGUCCCCGAGCCGGCCGGCGGCGGCGGCGGCGGCGGCAAGUCCACCCAGUCCGGGCCCCUGCAGCCGCUCCUGGCCCAUCCCCUGGUGUUCAUCGACACGGUCGGGUGCGCGGGCUUCGAGGAGGUCAACCCGAGUGCCGGGGCGGCCGGCGGCCCGGCGACCGGUCCGCCCGGGGCCAAGCGCCUCCUCCGGCAGGUGCUCGCCUCCGAGUCCAAGAGCAACCCGAAUGAGGCGCGCCUGGCGGUGCUGCUGGCGCACAUGCUGCUGGCGGCCGGCCUGUCGCCGGAUGCCCUGGCCAUCAUCUCGCCCUACGCGCAGCAGGUCCGCCAAAUCACCGCCGGCCUGGCGCACGUCCAGGCCACCUCGCCGCCGGUCCCGGCGUCGCACGCGUCCAGCUCGCCGGGGGCCGGCCAGCGGGCCGGCCGCAAGGGGGCCGGCUCGGCCGGCCGGCGGCCCGCCAAGGCCGCCGCCGCCGCGGCCAAGAAGCCCGGCCCCGGCGCCCUGCCCGGCCCGGACAUGACCCGCAUCGAGGUGGGCACCGUGGACGGCAUGCAGGGCCGCGAGAAGGAGGUCAUCAUCCUGUCCAUGGUCCGGUCCAAUGACGACGGCGAGGUGGGCUUCCUGGCCGAUGUGCGCCGGCUGAAUGUGGCCAUCACCCGGGCCCGGCGCCUGUUGGUGGUCAUCGGCUGCAGUGCCACCCUCGACCGGGACCCGGACCUGGCCACCUUCGUCGACCAUCUGACCGCCCAUGCGGACCUCCAAACCGCGGACUUCUACCCGCUGGACUCCCUGCCGGACCUGCCGGACCCGGAUGCCCUGGGCGAUGGCAACUGACUGCCUCGCAUCUCUCGCUGGCCGGGGGGCGGGCGGGCG
Messenger RNA from Fonticula alba, 3747 nucleotides. RefSeq lists its product as hypothetical. The transcript is spliced from 12 exons. Gene Ontology annotation, molecular function: ATP hydrolysis activity; 5'-3' DNA helicase activity; RNA binding. The record is from RefSeq and is a predicted model, not a curated record. The coding region runs from base 1 to 3708 and encodes 1235 amino acids. Lineage: Eukaryota; Rotosphaerida; Fonticulaceae.